AUGGCACCGACACUCGCUUUCAAACCUCAGAGUGCGGGACUGGCGUGGAGAGCAGCUGUUUUAUCGUCGUCGUCUUUCGCUUCAUCGUUUGAGGCUUCGAGUUCGGAGGGGGUGUACGCGCGGCAUGCGUUCGCGAAGAGGGAUUUAUCGGUAAACCAUACUCAGGGUGUUACGCUGGGGGUAAUAGGAGCGUAUGUGGUUGUUAUUGCGUUGUUGUGGAAUUUACCGUAUGUGAGGUGGGUUUUGUGGCCGUUUAAGAUGCUCGUUAUCGCCUUCCACGAAUUCUCUCACGCAAUCACUGCCGUAUGCACCGGCGGCCGCGUCGAAUCUAUCUCGCUCGAUCCCCACGAAGGCGGCGUGACCCACAUGCGCGGCGGCAAGCAAAUUGUUACGCUGCCCGCUGGCUACCUAGGCUCCUCGCUCAUCGGCGCCCUGCUCACCUUUUGCGGCUUCAACAUUGUCGCGUCCAAGGUAGCGAGUAUCGUGCUAGGCGUGUGCUUUUUGCUCACGCUGUGGUGGGCGCGCAAGGAUUGGCUGACCAUUUUGACGAUUUUGGGGAGUGUGGGGUUGUUAGUUGGAUUUUGGUUUAUUGAGCAUGGGGAGGCAUUGAGAUUUUUGGUUCUAUUCAUUGGCGUCAUGUCGUCGCUGUAUAGCGUCUGGGAUAUCUGUGAUGAUCUUAUUCUGCGCAAGGUGAAUUCUUCAGACGCGAGUGUCUUUGCGAAGCGCUACGGCGGCUCCUCGCAGUGCUGGGGCGUCAUUUGGUCGAUUGUCUCGCUGCUGUUUAUGGUUGGUGGUAUUUUGGCUGGUUUGGCGGCAUUUAAGCAGAGUUUUGAACAACAGCAGAAGGAUAGUCAGGGGUUCAUUCCUACGAUGCGGUAA
This is a messenger RNA of Bipolaris victoriae FI3, 879 nucleotides long. RefSeq lists its product as hypothetical. The coding region runs from base 1 to 879 and encodes 292 amino acids. Lineage: Eukaryota; Fungi; Ascomycota; Dothideomycetes; Pleosporales; Pleosporaceae. The transcript is spliced from 3 exons. The record is from RefSeq and is a predicted model, not a curated record.